Molecule: messenger RNA, 2689 nt
Organism: Filobasidium floriforme
Lineage: Eukaryota; Fungi; Basidiomycota; Tremellomycetes; Filobasidiales; Filobasidiaceae
Exons: 2
Coding region: 138-2369 (743 amino acids)
Source: RefSeq, a predicted model, not a curated record
GAACGAAAGAGCAUCGCACAAACUUCGACUCGAUCUCAGUAUCGCGCAUAUCGUCGUCUGUCUUUGGUCCCAGACCUCGCUCUUUUUUGCUUCAUCACAUGAUCCCACAGGAGACUUGGACGUUGUAAAGGAACAUCAUGGCGUCAAUAAAGCUCUUCCAGCCGGACUCGACCCUGUCGUACCCACAGUUCAACACCUAUCGCCUAUCGGACCUGCCUCCAACCGCUUCCUUGUGUACACAUGAACUUCCCUCUCGAAAUGUAGCGACAGCGUCUCGGAUCCCUGCAAGUCGCCAGCUAGCGUUCAAGGAGAUUCAAUCGAGGGUCGGGUGGGACCAUGCGGCGGGAGGAUUUUCGCCGAACGAGAUAUGCUAUAUUGACGAGGCCUAUAAUAUCGUCACGGUGUCAAUCGGAUCCGAUCUCUCUCCGUCUUACCGUACUGUGGUUUCUUUGCCGAUACCACUUCAAACGGCCUCGAGCUCUGCCCAGGAUGCCACACCAGAGUAUCCCUCGGUGAUCGCCGUUCCCUACACUACCCAGACGCACACGUCAUACUACAUCGCUUCAGCGGGAACGGGAUCGCUAUCAGUAAUCAAGGAAACCGAGUCCAAGACGGUCUCCGUCGCAGAGUAUGAUCUGUCAGCAGAUGAAGCCCAACCGUUCUUAAUCAGGGCUGUGGGUGCGGUUCAGGACGAUCGAGCAGAGGUGGUCCUCUCCCGGGCUAUCAGAAUACCGCAGGACGAGCCAUCCGGGAGCAAGAGAGCUGCUCUCAAGCACAACAUUUCCUAUGAGCUCGUCUGCGUAGUCAUUCCACUUUCAGAAGGUUCGGCUACGACGGCAAGCCGAGAAUUGUCGGUCCUCUGGAGGCUAUCGGGAGAGGAAUUCCCGACCUAUGUCGAGCGGGUCGGGGGCCGUUGGAUCUUCGGAGCUAGCAAGACCUUUGUGAUGCAUGGAUCCACGAAAGACGACUCUACCGGAGGUGACGUUGGGCGGGAUAAUUUGACCUCAGACCAGUCUGGAGCAGCGAUGCCAAUGGACGAAACCGAUUACCCUUACUCUUGGUCGCAAACCAAGACCUCGAUCAACCUAACGAUCGAGAAGCUACCCACGGAUAUCCUUCCAUCGCGAGACAUCGUCUGCCUUCUCCGUCCAAAUACCCUCACCCUCCAGAUUCAUGCCCGUGAGAACGCUUCCCUGAAACCCUCGCUUCGGCAGCUCUUGCGGAACGGGGGAAAAGAUGGUGUUCACGAUUGGUGGGAUACGAUUCAGGGCCAGGAAUCUACCUGGACGUGGGAAAAGGAAGUCGACCCUGCUACAGGCAUGACUCUCGGCAAGCUCGAGCUUAGCUUGGAAAAGGCCAACGAGGGAGUCAAGUGGCCCCAGCUAUUCGCCCCCCGUCAGGAAAAUGACGAGGACGACCAAGGCUUAUUACCGGUCCGAAAAGCACGUCCGGCGGGAGGUGACGAGGACCAAUGGACGUAUCAGGAGAUCGAGGUGCCGGAAACGAUGAGCGAGGAAGACCGAGCCUAUGUCAAGGCGAGUCUCGAAGGGUUCCACCAGACACCCACCGCGCCGCCAAAGAACAAGUACGCCGGUUUGGGCCACCAAGAUCUGGCGAGCUUCGCUCAGUCCAAGCCUGUGGCAGCGGGUCAUGGCGAAGCAGCGGAUCGUGCCAGUGCCAUCCUUCCCGGUCUGCUUCGCGAAGAGAUCGAGGAAGAAGACGACGAUGGGUUCGACGACGACGAUCAUAUGGACGGCGGCGAGUUCGCAAGCCUGGGUGGCGCAGGUAGCAGCAAGGCUGGCAAGGAAUCGGUCUUUACGUACCUCGAGGACGAUGCCGAUCGAACCGGCUAUACGGUCAAGACGUUCAGCAAGACCGCUUCGGUAUCCGUCCUGUCAAGGCCUAUGAAAGGGCGACUUGACCAACCCGAUCAGAGUCUGUUAAUCAAGGCCCAUGUGGACGGGAACCUAUAUGUCCCGCCGCAAGAUCUGUCAGAAGCGUCAUGGAAACAUAUCGCCACAAACCCCGCCAUAUCGUUCGUCCUGGCUUCGAAGCGGGACGCACAAUUCGUUUACCAUCAGACCGAAGCCGAUGGCGCGGUCGUCUUCAUCUUUGAAUCGAGACAAGCCCACGGCCUGGGAGGGAACAUGUACGUCUACUGGCCGCCUGUCAAGGACACUUCGUUGGCCCCGGGGGGCAAAAGUCGGGCUACCGAGGCUAAACAGACGGUCAUCAAGUUUGGCGAGGGUUUUGAGACGGGUCAAUUGUUGGGCGUCAAGACUGUAUCCUUGGAUAACGGUACUCGGGCGGUCGUAGGACUUGCUGAGAAGGCGAUUAUCGUGUUCUCUUUGCAACUGCUCACGCCAUGAUUUUCCGACAUCUAUGGAGCCAUAUUAUGAACGUGAAGCUUGCGAUUCGUGGUGUGACUCUGUGGACCUGCCGUACAUGAUGCUUGAUGGGACUGUGGCCGCUUGAUUGUCAUGCGUAUAUGGAGAAUCGCGACGGUCGUUCAGAACGUGUUCACUGUCGCUUUGGCACGAGUCGAGAACAUCACGUUUUAACAAGGAUGAUCUCACCCAGCCGUGAUGGAUUUCAAGACAAAUGUAAGACAGAGCGAGUAGAUUAUUGAAUUCAAUGACGUGAUAUCCCGUAUCGCACGCGUCGCUCAAACAACUAUGUCAUUGAUCCG